Molecule: messenger RNA, 1160 nt
Organism: Ostrea edulis (European flat oyster)
Lineage: Eukaryota; Metazoa; Mollusca; Bivalvia; Ostreida; Ostreidae
Exons: 2
Coding region: 1-1122 (373 amino acids)
Source: RefSeq, a predicted model, not a curated record
AUGUCGGACGUAGUCAACAAUUUCAAUUUUGAAUUUUUAUCAAAUUUUGAUGAUUUGGACGAUCUAUCACUUAGCCAAGCCGUAGAUAAAUAUGAACUUGCCGAAAUAAGUUCCGGAGAAUUUGAUGACAUAGAUUUUGGACAAUUUGGCAUGUCAACAGAGGAUUUAAUUUCAGGAAGUCUUGAAAACAAACGUUUUGGAUCAGUGAAACAAGUAGAUACUGCAGAUAUUAGACAACUGGUCGCGAAUCAAGAAAGCAAAAACACGCGUAGAAAUACCAACUGGGCUAAGAGAACAUGGGAUGAGUGGGCGGCUUGGAGAGGGAAUAUUCCAGACUUAACUAAGAUGAAUGUUAGUGAUUUGAAUCAUUUUUUAUCAUGCUUUGUUUUGGAAUGCAGACGAAAGGACGGCUCCGAAUAUCCUGCUGCAACGCUGUAUCAGAUUAGUGCAGGACUUUUGAGAUAUAUGCGUGAUAAUGGUGUGACAGAUUUGAAUUUUUUGGAUAAUAAUGAUAAACGAUUUUACAACUUUAGAAAAACACUUGAUGCGCGGAUGAAAGAAAUAUCGUCCAAAGGUAUUGGACUUAAAAAGAAGCAAGCUGAUCCUAUUUCACCUGAUGAUGAAAAUUUACUUUGGGAUAAAAACUUGCUUGGGAGCGGAUCUUCUAAAUCGAUGCUAAAUACUGUUUUCUAUUACAAUUGUAAGUUGUUCGGACUCCGCGGCAUGGACGAACAUCGUUCUCUCACAAGCGACCAAUUCACUCUUGGACAAGAUAAAGAAGGAACUUAUAUUGAUUUCCAAGGGAAAACUUCCAAAAAUUUUUCUGGGGGGCUACAUCAACGGAAAAUAGAGGCAAAACAUGUUAGGCACUACAGCUCUUCGUCCGAUAUGAGAUCUUUGUAUUUGAUAUACAAAAAUUACUUGGAUCUAAUUGGAUCGUCUGGACCUGGAUCAUUUUACAGGCGCCCUAUUUCUGGACCUACCCCCAGAUUUUCGAGCCAAGUUGUCGGCGUUAACAAAUUAUCUACUAUUGUAAAAAAAUAUGUGCUCGGAGGCAGGUUUGUCCGGAAAUUUUUCGAAUCAUUCAGGAAAGAGAACUUGUGCUACGUCCCUGUACAAUAAUGGGAUAGAUGAGCAGUUAAUUAUGGAAAGAACGGGAC